AUGCAGAGGCUGAUCGUGGUUGCCGCUUUCGGCCUCUGCUUUGCAGAGGAUCCGAAGGUGUCAGAGAUGCUCGUGCCAAAGCCUCUGCAAACGCCAGAAGCUGCCUCCAACGCCAGCAUUGCAGCAAGCAACAGCAGCAAGCCUGUGACUGAGAAAGUAGCCACAGAAGGAAGCGAAACAAAGACAAAUCUCAGGAAUGGUUGGGACUGGAAUGGAGGCGGGAACACUGGUGGUAAUACUGGUGGAUGGACUGGAGGUGGCAACAACGGAGGUGGCAGCAACGGAGGUGGCAACAAUGGUGGAUGGAAUGGAGGUGGCAACAAUAACGGUGGUUGGAACGGAGGCGGCAACAACGGAGGUGGCAACAAUAAUGGUGGUUGGACUGGAGGCGGCCACAACGGAGGUGGCAACAAUGGUGGAUGGAAUGGAGGUGGCAACAACGGCGGUGGAAACAAUGGCGGCUGGAACGGCGGUGGAAACAAUGGCGGCUGGAACGGAGGUGGCGGUCAGAGCAACGGUGGUGGCUGGGGUGGCGGCAACCAAAACCCUCCUUCCAGCCAAUGGGGCCCUAGCAACAAUUUUGGCUGGGGACAUGGAGCUCCGGGCGAGACGUGUUGCAUGUGCUCACGGUCAAGCAGUGGCAAGACCCAGCUGUACGCUGCUGGAGAUUACAGCCACAACUAUGGCUCGCAGACAGCCCAUGAGCAUUGUGACGAGGUUUGUGAGAUCCAGUGUCAUUUCAAAGGGGGGCACAAAUUUGGCUGCUACGAAGAGAAUGACCUUAUCAGCAUGAGCCGCCGCUAUCAGGGCCAGAGCAACUAUGAAAUUCUUCAUGAUGACCACUUUGGUAGCAUUUGCUGA
Molecule: messenger RNA, 861 nt
Organism: Symbiodinium sp. CCMP2456
Lineage: Eukaryota; Dinophyceae; Suessiales; Symbiodiniaceae
Source: the annotation of a GenBank genome assembly